This is a messenger RNA of Amaranthus tricolor (Joseph's coat), 1816 nucleotides long. RefSeq names its product transcription factor TCP7-like. Gene Ontology annotation, cellular component: nucleus. Gene Ontology annotation, molecular function: sequence-specific DNA binding; DNA-binding transcription factor activity. Bases 252 to 1142 code for a protein of 296 amino acids. The record is from RefSeq and is a predicted model, not a curated record. Lineage: Eukaryota; Viridiplantae; Streptophyta; Magnoliopsida; Caryophyllales; Amaranthaceae. The transcript has a single exon.
UCUCUCAAUCAUUUCAUUUCUACCCUUAUUAUUUUCUCUCUCAUCAAAGUACUGUUCUCUCUAAUCUAUUUCCUCCUUCACUUCACUUCCUUCCCCCCCCUUCGUCGGCGGGAUCCCCACCUUCAUACCCCUCUCAUCUUUUCUUAUUACUAAUUCUCUAUUUUGGGCCCCAAGUUUCUGUUUCUAAUAAAAAAUUUAGAAUUCUUUCCUUUUAUAAUAUUUUCAAACUUAAUUAUUUAAAAAUUUCUCCCAUGUCGGCGAUAGAUGGAACAACUACUAACGGCGGAGGCGUAGUCGUCACCGGACUUCUUGAACAACCACAACCACAGCAAAGACAGUCUCCGGCAACAACGACAGCGUUGACAACCACAUCAACUACUACAACUGCUUUAGCAGUCAAGAAACCUCCGGCUAAAGACCGUCACAGUAAAGUUGACGGAAGGGGAAGAAGGAUAAGGAUGCCAAUUAUUUGCGCCGCACGUGUUUUCCAGCUCACACGCGAGUUGGGCCACAAAUCCGACGGUCAAACUAUUGAGUGGCUUCUCCGACAAGCUGAGCCGUCGAUUAUAGCCGCCACUGGAACUGGAACCACUCCCGCUUCUUUCUCCACGUCGUCACCUCACUCGUUGUCGUCUCAGCACCAUCUCCGUACAGUUGGUCUUCUCGAAAGCAAGCCUUCGCAGUCAUUGUUACCUUCUCCGACGCCGUUUUUGUUGGGGAAGAGAUUGAGGACUACAGCGGAGGAGAAUGAACAAAAUGGAGUGGAGAAAGUAGAUGUUGUUACAACUGCUACAAUUGGGCCUACCGCGGGUUAUUGGGCUAUUCCUGCUCGGCCUGAUUUCUGGAGUUUUGGGCCUGAAAUGGUUGUGGGUCCUACUUCUUCUCUUAGCCAACAAGCGGCGGCUAUAGCUGCUGGGAGGUUUUUAACUACUCAUCACCAGCAACAAGAGCAACAGCAACAGCAACAGCAGCAGCAGCAGCAACAAGUUGGGGUGUUAGGGGAAGGUUCUAGAGUUGGGAAUUAUUUGCCGAUCCACCAAGGUCAUCAUCUUAAUCUAUUGGCUUCGUUAUCGGGUGCUCCUGCAACGGGUACGGGUGCGGGUGGGUCAUCUGAUGGACGGAGAGACGAUGAUCCUCGUUGAAGUGGGUGUGUGCUUUUAUAUUUAUUUGUUAUUGUAAGUAUGAAAAAAAUGUGAAUUUGUUGUUUCUUCUUCUUUUGUGUGGGAGAUUGAGAGCAGAAUUAUUAGUUAAUUUUGAAUUGUGAUAAAAACUGUUUAGUGAGUGUGAUUAUGUUCGUUCUUUCUCAAAGGGGAGGAAAGAACAAUUAGUAGGAGUUUGGUGUUGGAUUGAUGACACUGAUUUUGAUUUUUGAUGUUUAGAGUUUUUAGGUUUUAGGAAUUCUGUUCCCUUGUUUUCAAUGGGUGGUUUUUUUCACUGCUCUGCUGUGCUCUUCCCUUCUGUUGGGUAAUGGAAGGAAGAAAAUAUGGACGAGGAAGAAACACAGAUUGUAAUUUUUCGCGGAGUUUUUGUGAGAUAAACCUCAUGGGAAGGUUUAUUUUCUCAUUAAUCAUAAAUGUGAAUUGUCAAGUUGUAAUCUUUUGAUUAAUUCUUGCACCACCAACUUAGUUUGUGAAUUGUAUUUGGUGUGUCGAUUUAACAAUUUAAUUUUAAUAAAAUGAAAGAAUUGACUUGAUUGUCAAAAAUGUGUAUCAUUUAGUUAUUGCCUUAUUUGGGCUUCCUUGUGUAUCAUCUGUAUGCUAAUUUGUUUUGUUACCCAAUUUCAUUGAUAAUUCAAAUACACUAAUUUGCAGAAAAA